Centrocercus urophasianus (Greater sage-grouse) is the source of this 4403-nucleotide messenger RNA. It is a transcript of the gene ZMYND12, whose product is annotated as zinc finger MYND-type containing 12. The transcript is spliced from 9 exons. The coding region runs from base 304 to 1167 and encodes 287 amino acids. The record is from RefSeq and is a predicted model, not a curated record. Gene Ontology annotation, molecular function: protein binding. NCBI's taxonomy places the organism in Eukaryota, Metazoa, Chordata, Aves, Galliformes, Phasianidae.
CUGGAGCGGUCUGGCCACUGCGAGUUGUGCGGGGCGGCGGCGCGGCUGCGGUGUUCCCGCUGCCGCCUCACGUAUUACUGUGAUGUAGGUCAUCAGAAAGCCGACUGGGUUAGUAUCCAUGAGAAAAUAUGCCAGCUGCUGAUUCCAGUCCGCACAUCCCUCCCUUCUCUCACUUCUGAAGAAGAAAGAAAACACGGAGUGGAACAGCUGGUGAAGAGGCAGAUUCUGCAUCCAAACGUCGGCCCUUCAAAGCCCAGAAUUGGCCAGCAGAGGGUGAGAGGAAGCUGCCAAGCCCCGGGGAUCAUGCGGAAAUACAUCAUCGAUCUUACAUCCAGCACAGCCCAGAAGUUUAUUUUCGAUGGAAAGCAUGAAAAAGCAUUACCUGCAGCUCUGCAUGCACUGCGUUUCAGCAGCAAAGUGUAUGGCCCGAGUUCUGUGCAACUGGUACCUGCCUAUCUCCUCUUGGCUGACGCCUGCAUUGGAAUUGGCAACUUUCAGCAGGCAUCUAACUAUCUCUCCCAAGCUCAGUGGAUUGUCCUCAGAACUCCAGAUUGCAGCGGUGCCUUCCAGCAUAGAUUGCAUCGCAGUCUGGGGCUUCUCUAUGCUGCUGAUGGAAACUUCGAUCAGGCUUUGUAUCACCUGGCCAAUGAUAUUUACCUCGCCAGUUCUACGUUUGGACUAAAAUCUGUUGAGGCCUCUGGGGGGUAUUUCCACAUGGCUAAUGUUUUUUCUCGCCAGAACAAAAUGGACAUAGCAAGCUCAUUGUAUGCUGAGGUCACUGACAUCUGGCACACCUUUCUUGUGAAGUCAGUGCAAACACAGGAGCAAAUUCACAAGUCGAGAGCAGAAAAGUCUCCGUUCACAGAGGACAAGGAAGUGGAAGUCGGUGAAGACACCAUGACUGAAGCCCAGCAAGCAGAAGCAAUUCAGGUCCUGAAUGCAGUACUAGAUAUCAGAGAAAAGGCACCAAAGCAACAACCUGGGGAAACUGCCAGAGUCUUGCAUGCUCUUGCAAUGCUUUAUUACCUAAUCAUGGAUUUAUCAAAGGCUUGUGAAAUAGGGAUGAAAGCCUUUGACCUGCUGAAACAACUACCCCAGCAAGAGCCUCUAGAAGCCAUCGGCUAUUUGUUAAAGCUGAUUGACUCCCAGGCUUCCUGCACAAAAUAAGGAGCUCUUUCUAUCAGAGCCAGGUGAUGGCUAGGUUAUUUAACUAGGUGGCUGAAAACAUUGAAAAUGCAUUGCAAGCUGUAAGUCCUUUUUGCUGUUGUCACUUCCCUAGAAGUGUCCCUUUCCAUCUGGAAGUGCCUGAAAGCUGAGUUUGUGCUGUGUUGUUACGUGCUUGUCAACCUCUGCAGGCUGUUACGGAGUCACAACGUGAGGAUGGAAAAAAAGGCACUACCAGUGCAUAAAUUGUUGCCUACUUGCUAAUGUAGAUGAGGGUAACAGCCUCUUAUCUCCUCACAUUGUCUGACGAAGUUAAGACCAGCUGAAAUGAGUUUGUUACUGUUUUCCUCAAUUUUCUUUUCACUUUGAUGAGUAAGAUAGGGUGGAAGGCUAUGGGAGAGGCCUGGGGAAUGUGUCCAGUACAUUCCUAACUUGGAUGGUUGACACCUGCUCCCCAGCACCUGGUUGGGCUUGUUCAGGUGCUGCACCUCUCUGUACUGCCCCUCCAUUUCCAAAUUCACACUCACCUUUUUGCAGACCUCCAUCAAGCUGACUGCCAACCUGCAGCCCUCACAGCUUCAAAUGCCCCUGGGAGCAGAGAAGGAAGAAAGGCAGGGCACAGGGCACGCAUGGCCCUGGGAGUGAAGACCAAGGAGGGCUAGAGGAGUCCCUGAGAGCGAGAUGGGUGCAGGGCUGCAGGCAGCUGUGCAGUGAACUUGGUUCCGACUCUGGAGCAUGUGACAGACUUGCACUGCUGGGAAAGAGGUUAAGGGAAACUUGUCCUGCUGCUAAGGUCUGGAUUCAGCUGAGCUUUAAGCCUACGAUUAAGUCUCAUUUACUUCAGGAGGAUUUAUGAAUGCAUUUAAUUGCCGUGCUGAAUUGGGUUGGAGUCAAGUACGCUUUUAAAUGCUUCGCCGAGCUGGGACCUGAGCAAUUAGAAGGGAUUGAUGCUGCUGCUAAAGGGAAAGUUGCUCACUCCAAUCCAACUGAUUUUUAAUUGCACAGGGUGGAAUAGCUGUGAUUGGUGCACACAAGGCCCCGGUGGCAGACCAGGGCAGCUCCCUGGGACUGUAGGAACACACACAGGGAACAGGGGUUGCUGGCAGCUGGGAUGCUCAGUGCCUGCUGGCACAGUGCCUCCGGGCGUGGAGGAUUUGGGUCACUGUGGCUGAGGAUUUGGAGCUGUGGCAGUAAUCCCCCAAGACAUGCCAUGGCCAGGCUGGCUCUGUAUGACACGUCUGGGACGGCGUCCCUUCCACAGCGCUGCCACACGGCACAGCGUCACUGCUGGCUGCUUAAAGCAGUAUGGAAAUUAAUUUUUCACAGGUCUGCAGGCUGGGCAUCUCUGGUAGCAGGGCCUGCACAGCAAUGAGAAGGGAAUGGAAGCACCAGUAAAGGUGAUCAGAGCAACCCAACAUCCCACCACACAGAAUAUUUUAGGGAAAGUUGGAAGAUUUUUACAGGAGCUUUUCCCUAUGACCCUGUGGAACAGCCAUCUCCACUGCAUACACUUCAGGGCAAAGAGCUAUUUCAACAAAUAGCAGAAAGCCAAAGCGAACAAGCUCAGCACUUCUUUGCCCAGCAGUGUUCAGACUUGCAGCCCUUGGCACCAGGUUAGCUAAAGGAGAAAUUCCCCCAGGAAGCAGCCAGGAGAUGGCAACGCCAGCCAGGAGCACAGUGUGGGCAUUUUGUAACAAGGAGCCUUGCAUCCCCAUGAGGAAAAGCUUUGGCAAGGAGCAGCACACGCUAGGGAGUCUACUGCUACUCCCAGAACAGGGAUGGGACACAAACACCCCGUGAACAGCACCUGAGCUGCACCCAGGGACGGCCUUGCUGAAGCUCUGACCCGCUGCACUCCCUCCACCAGCGCUCCUCCCAAAAAUGAAGGCACACAGCACAGCAGGUUGGGUCGCUGCAUACAUUCCUGUUUAUUGUUAGCACACCACACGCCUUUCUCCAUUCUCUUGGCACUUGUGUUUAUGCACAUUAGGAAAAAAAAAAAAAAAAAAAAAAAAAGUGUGUGCAGUUUCUGGGAUGCUGCACAGAUAUGUGAUGAGUUGUCAUGGUUUUUUUUUCUACCUUUAUUUUCAAUGUACUCACUUCCAAAACAGACAAAUAAAUUUAAAAAAAAAAAAAAACAAAAAAACAACAAAAAAAACACUAUUAAAUAACUGCACAUGGCUUUGGAAAUGUGCCAUAGCUCCUACAACAGUUGCACUCAGGGGAGAAGGGCUGCUUUUUGUGUUGUUUUCUUAAGUUUUGUUUUAAAAGGACAGUAUUUCUUGUUUUUAAUAUACUAAGGACUAAAAUUCAGUGCAAUAGAUACAACUACAGUGCAGGUAAUUAACUAUACAAAAGUCAUCCUAACCAUGUACAAGCUUUCCUUAGAGUUGCUAUAGAGACUAAACCUUUGCAUCUGUACCUUUUUGUAUACAUUAUACACUGUGAAUAUACUCCGAGAAUAUUUACAGUACAGUUCCUUGUCAAUCAGAAGCACUAUAACUUAACAUCUACUAUUAACACCAUCGAACAAAAAUAUAUAUAAUAUAAAUAUCUUCCAGUCUAUACACAGAGCAGGAAAUGUAUCCAUGUGGUGACUUUCGGUGACUCUGGGAUCCACGUGGUGACGAUGGGCAAGGUGUGCUGCAGCGUGGGACGGCCGCCCGCUCCCGGCUCCGCGGGGCUCCAGGGGACAGCGUGGUGCCAGGGAAGGCUGAGGCCACAGCUCUGCGCUGCUGCUGAACCCCUGCUCCUCUCCGCCAGCACUUCGUGCCACGGUUGACCAAUAAGGCAAAUAUUGCCAAGAACACACCAAGAGAUCCCCUCCCCUCCCAUCUCAGCCCACCCAAGCGCACAGCCAGCACGAGAACAGAUGAAAUCCAGGCGAGGAAGCGCACGCAGCCCUCUGCUCAGAAAGGUGAGGAGCCGUUCCAGGAGCCUGCACCAGGGGAGACAGUGCUCUGCCCCCUGCUCCAGUACUACCGACCUCCCCAGCCUGCUCCAGGGGAAGCGCUCGGCCCUGACAGAGGAGCAGGGCUGCGCCCACACCUCUCAUCCUCAGCGCUGCCCCAGGGCGCUCCCAGAGGGCAAGGAAUUCCCAUCCACAGACCAAUGGGGGGGUUGAAAUCUUAGGCUGCUUUAAAAAAUAACUUUAAAAAAAGAAUCUUGGUUUAGACUUAGUCAAAUUACACGAUUUCGCUACGAUUAGAAUGUUAAAAAAAAGUUUCCAGCUUUAAAAA